AGUCAUGUGUAUGUGACCAUAAAAUUCUUCUGUAGUAAAACAUGCAUUCUUCAUUUUCAGCUUAGUUUGUGAUUUGAUUGUUUCUUGAUGAUGCAUUCCGAAGGUCUUAACCUUCUGAUUUGAGGAAAUUUGUUCUUCAACAAAGCUUCAAACAUAUUCUCGGAAAGGAAAUUUGACUCUGAAGAUAAACGAUAACCUGAUAGAAAAAGAAAACGAUUUGAAAACGAUUGUUUACAAAAUGACUACUAGAUGUCAACUUCUGCUAUUUGCGGUAUUGUUUCUGGCCCUGGUCCCAAAAUUGUUCGCUGGAACGUUACCCAUACUCUAUGCCAGAACUAUAUGUGCCGGGACUGGCGGUUCCACUUCUUUGGAGUGUGACGUCAGACGCGAUUACGCAAUCUAUGACGUCACAAUAGGAAGAAGCUUUGUAGGGGCGUGUGAUUGGGACGACACUACUCUUCUAGACUGUACUGUGCCGAGGAGUCAGAGUACGGAGUUGAUGAUGCAGGUGAACAAAGUGUACCAAAGAGCGCGUGACUGUUCGCUCGAUGGAUCAACUAGCUGUGACAUCACACUCGAAGCAGUGACUACUGAAUGUGGCAAUGAUGCCGCACCCCUCAUCCGCAUACGCUACUUCUGCUUCGACGCAAGCCUCAUUUCCGACAAUGGAGGUGAAAUAAAGAGAAUCGCUGGAUGUGGAGACAUCACACAAGAUGACCUAUUCGGUUGCCAGGAGAGUUUCAAUAAUCUCAACAUCCUCUUCGCCGAGUUCAACUACCUUGCAAUCAACUGCAGCGAUCGAAGCUCAGUUAGAUGUAAUCUGGACGCCAACAGCGGCGUGGACUGGCUUUAUUUACAAGAAGAUUGCUCUGACCAGCAGUCAUGUGACUUCAACUCACUUGCCCCCAGUAGCAAUGCUGACCUCUACGGAUGCACUGGCUUCCGACUGCGAGACGUCACAGACACCUCGUACGCUUACGAUUAUAUAUGUCAGCACCCGGGCAUGUUCGCGUUUCCAGAUGACUCGCGGCUACCAGUGGUUGAUACGUGUGUGGGGAUGUCGGAUGGACUCCAUGCUGUUGUGUUCUACGGGACGUUCGAAGAGAACGUUUGUUGGCAGAGGUACACAGACUGUUUGAAUGAGAAUAUUCAGACUAUGGAAGCGUGUCCAAUGGGCGAGGGUUUUGACGAGAGGACCAGGCAGUGCCAUAGUCUAGCCAGUAGAGAAUGUUCAGUUGCAGUUCCAGAAAUAUCUGCUGAGUCUCUUUCCGCGACUGAGAUUAACGUAUCUUGGACUGUAGACGAUGACCCAACUCGCUUCAUACUGACCAUCGAUGACCCUGAAUAUUCUACCUCGACCGACCUUUCAAACAUAGCACCGGACGUUUUCAGUUUCGUUUUUAGUUCUCUGGUUCCUAAUACAGAGUACACCUUUUCAGUUACCGCGGAAAAAGGUACGUUUAGAAGCUCGCCAGAUAAUGUGACACAAGUGACGUAUCCAGAAAAUCCGACUGGUUCUGCGAGUGACGUCAUGAUGACGUCAGCGGUUAUCAACUAUGAUUUCGAGGAGACUGCGUCGUUCGUCAUAAUUGAAGUCGGCGGUCAGAAAUAUACCAUAGCGCCAGAAGCCAAUGGUAAUCUGAGGUUCAUAAAUGUCACUAAUCUAUCAGGAGGUGUGAGAUAUAGCGCAAGUAUCUACCUUGAAGGAAUGACCGGGCUUCUGAGCCAGGAGCCGUUCAAUUUCACAUUUCUAACUGUGCCGAACCCACCGGAAAACUUGGCAGCCAAUCAGUUCACUGAAACUUCAAUCGAAUUCACUUGGGAUCAACCUGGAGCUUCUGAUAACUGGAUGGUGUAUAGAGACAACCAAGUAGAUGAAGCUGCUUCAACAACAGACCAAGAGUACAAUCUACAAAAUUUAGAGCCCGGGUUCCGGUACGAGUUCUUUGUGUACAACAUGGUCGAAGACGAGAGAAGUACUGAGAUCAGUUUAACGGAGUCCACAAUUCCUCAUCCUGUCGAUUUCACUUCUGUUUCAGCGGACCAUGAGUCUGUUGAUUUCUCAUGGCAACACAACGUCGGAAGAUCCGAUUCCUUCUUAGUCACGUGCUUCGACAGUGCCGGAGCAGUGGUUCAAGAUUUCCCUACUGAUCAACUAGAUGCUUCCAUAUCUGAUCUGAAUUGCGGAUCUAACUAUAGCUUGCAAAUAAUUGUGCAAUCAUACGACAAAACCAGCUCAGCGACAAACAUAACUUUCACAACUCGACCAGUUGCACCUGCAGACUUGCAAGUUGCUGAUUUUACAACUAGCACUAUUGACUUGAGUUGGAGUUUAUCAGAAUGUGCUGAUGAAUAUUAUGUCUACCAAACAUCGGAUAAGAGAAACGAUAAUCGAGACUACACUGUAAAUGGUACUAAUCAGGAAGUUAAGUAUGAGAAUCUAAUUCCAGGAGAUACUUAUAACUACUUAGUUAGAUCAGCAGUGACUGAUCACGACGGUAAUAUUUUGCUUAGUUUGGAUACCCCUAUCGCAGCGAAUGUCACCCAAACUCUGAUUCCUUUACCUCCUUCGGAUGUUUUGAUUGAGAGCUACACUUCGAAUUCUCUGGUCGCUACCUGGAAUCAACCAACAGGUGGAAUUUAUACCGGUUUCUAUGUUUCAACCAACGAUGCUUCCAGGCAAGAAGUAGAUGAGUUUGAGCUAGAGGAAACGGGUUUGGUGCCUGGAGCUAUGCAAGUUCUCGAAAUAAUGAGCUUCUCCGAAGGUUCGGACUCUUCUCAGAACUCGUCAGUGGUUACUGUAUCCCAGCGUCUGAAACCAAAUCCACCGAGGAAUUUUAUUGUGGAGAAUCGAGGAAACAAUAAUACCGAGGUUUCGUUUCUUCCUCCGAGUGAAGGCCAGUACACUAGUUUCAGCUUCGAAGCUGUAAGCUCGGACGGAACAGUUCUCGUCAACAAAACAAUUCUCGCAUCCGAUGAAACUAAGUUCAUCAAAACUCUUUCAACGUCAAUUUUUGGAGACCAAAUCAAUGUUAAGAUAUACACGUUUUCUGUCGAUGAAAGAAGUGAAACAGCCUUAGAAAGCGUGGUUAAUCUGCACCCGGCGGAUCCAGUAGGAUUUACUGUCACUGGAUUCUCUGAAACCGACUUGAGCGUAUCUUGGGAGCUGCCUCAAGGCCUCGUAGGCGGUUAUAAUCUGAUCUUGACUAAGCUCGAUGGUAGUUCGCCAGAAUUGACCCAGAGGAUCGAAGACGAAAAUACGCUUGAGUCCAGCUUUGCAGACCUAGUUCCGGGAAGUCAAUACCAACUAGAGCUUUGUGUUUACAGUCUUUUCGAUGAGUCUUUGAGCUCUUUGCAAUGCGACGUAAUUCAGCAGCUUCUGAUGCCCGUGCCGCCAAACAGUCUUGUAGUGAUACCAUUGGAUAAAAAUUCAGUGAAUUUCACGUGGAGCAUGGCGAUAGAUGAAGGAAGUUUCGACGGGUUUGAUGUUUUCAGCAGCAGCGGGUUUGUAAGUCCCACACAAACAACUUUUACUCAAAUUGGAGGCCUAAUUCCUGGAACGGACUACACCUUUUCAGUUCUAACUUAUGUUGCAAAUGCCACGAAUGUUAUCCGAAGUGAAAACCAGUCUGAGAUCGGUUGGCCGUACCCCGAUGACAUCGUCUUUGAGACAUUCAAACCAGUGUCUUCCCAAGAUGGCUCGGUCGAGGUCAAUCUGGACUGGACCUUGCCGGAAGGAGGCCAUUCUUCGUUUGUGUUCAAUUUAACAAGUAUUCCAUACGCAGAUGGAGUUGAACCUGCGACUGAAUCACUUCAAUUUACUACUCAGUCUCUAACUAGACGGUUUUCGGAGACUAUUUCUCAGAAUAACGUGGCAUGGUUCGUCCCUGGAAUGCACGUUUCGUACAGCGCAGUUGCUGUCUAUCGAGAUCUGCAAAGUCAGCAAAUUGCGACUGGCGAUUUUUACAUUCCGCCUUUAACACCAACACUUCGUUACGUCGAUGGAUCCCGCACGACGAACUCGGUCAAUCUAACCUGGAGCUUCGUCGAAUUCGAAAACGCUUUGAGUGAGCUUUUUAUAUUGCAGUUAGCUCAUUUCAGCGAGACAGAUCAGUUUCAAAACAAUUUACGGGAAGUUUCUACCGUCAAGUUUGCAGAAUUAGUCAAUAGCUUGAUGCCAGGCCAAAAGUACGAUUUCCGAAUUAGAAGUUCAGUCAAUGAAAGUCUAGUUGUAAGCGACUGGAGUAAUAUUGUGACCGAAGCAACGUUUCCUCUGCCUCCCAUAAAUUUACAAAUCGAGGACCUGGUUGUCACGUGGUCGCCGCCUGAGGGGAUUGUGGAGUCGUAUACCGUGAAAAUUUCGGACUCGGAAGGAAGCGAACUACCGGAACAGACAAUUGUUUCUUCUGAAAAUCUAGAGCUGGAUAUAAACAACUCUAAUGUAUACACUCCAGGACGAGCUUACACUUUCGAAAUAUAUUCGGUAAGCAACGAUUUGGCAAGUUCGAAUUCGUCUACAAUCGAGUAUACAUUCGUUCCUAGUAAUGUUGACUUCACUUCUGUAAGUGUUCUCUCCACAACGUCCUGUGAAUUAAUAUGGGGUGUACCAACAGGAGACGUUGACGGAUAUGUCCUAACGGUAACUCCAUUGACCAGCUCGGAUACAUACACUGAGAAAACUUUCAACAUAACUCGCUUGACGACACACGUGGUUAAUAAUUUAACUCAAGGAGCAGAAUACAGAUUCGAAAUUGUAGCCCGAUCGGGUGGAAAAUUGAGUGUAGUUCCUGGAGUCCUAACUGCUCAGAAGUCUCCUGAACUGGAAUCGAUCGCGAUACCCGACAAAGAUACCCAAAGUGUAGUAUGUUCCUGGACUCCAACUGGAGUAGUCACUUCCUACAAGGUCUCCAUUCUGGACAUAAAUGGCAAUGUUAUUGAGGAAAGGCAAGUUGAUCUACCAGUUGAUGAGCAACAGUUUACAGGACUAGAAGCGGGGCAGUUUUAUUCAUGUAGAGUAAUAGCUAUUUCGGGUACUCUCGAGAGCGCUCCUUUGACGGCUGAUUUUACAUUGUACCCUGUGGUACCGCAAGUGUCUAUCGCUUACUUCGGCACAACGGACCUUACGGCUAAUUGGUCUAUGCAGUCUGGCCUGUAUGAUGGAUUUGUUGUGGCAUUGGACGGGUGCAGGGAUUCUUUAUUGAUGGCGCCGGCGAGUAUGAUAACACUGGAAAGAACCUGGGACGGAUUGACCCCUGGAUCAGUGUGCAGAGUGAGAGUGUGGUCCCUCAGCAACGAGGUGCAAAGUGAGUCAUUCGGAGUGGCUUCUCACAGACUGUACCCUGCCACUCCUCUCUUCGGACAGUUCUCUGCCACCGAGACUACAGUGGUUCUCGUGUGGACACAGCAGGGCACUGCUUCCAGCUACUCACUCCGGGUCAACAGCUCUUCAGGUCAACCGCAAGUUGAAUCACUGGUCGGUUCCGAUAGAUCCUUCACAAUAGUGGGUCUCUCUUCUUCUGAAGAAUACAUGGUCACUCUAGACGCUUUCAGCUCCAACCUGAAAAACUUGGAGUCAGCUACAGCCAUCGUGAACACAUCACCUUCGCCUGUAGUCAAUCCUAUCAUCAUCCCUGUUUCGGAUACAGAACUGAAUAUUACGUGGAUCUACGUGUCGCCAAGUUCAAGAAUCAGAUUUGUAAUCACAAGACUCCCAACUAGUAACGAAACAGGCGUCUCGGAUCCAGGAGAAUCGACGCAAAUCGCUGCUACAGGAUUUUCAGAUUCGGGACUCCAACCUGGAACUGACUAUACUUAUGAAGUUGUAGUGAGCUACACUGGAAUCGAAAGCGAACCAGCGACUGCAACUGGUUACACGUAUCCAGCAGUUCCUUUCAACAUACUUACUGAGGAUCUGGCAAAUGAUCACGCAACACUUUUGUGGUCUGUCCAACCGAAUUAUGAGUCAUUUCGUGUAAAUGUCGAGGGCGAUGAUGAUAAUUAUGAAAUUGAAAAUUUGGAAAUAGACGAAAUGGUGCUGUUUUUGGAUAAUUUAGUGCCUGGUAACCAGUAUUCUGUCACGGUAGAAAGCAAAUACAAAGAUUUGUACAGUCAGGGUCUUGCUUCGUUUUCGUUUGAAACUGAUUGUUACCCUAUAAGGGACGAAACAGCAAAACCAUGGAAAAUAGCGUUCUGGUUGACAUUCGUCUACUCGGUUAUAAUCACAACUAUCUGUUUGUAUCUCGCCUAUCUGGUAUACAAAGGGGUUCCUCCAAGAGCGGAAGUGGUGAAACCGGCUAGAAGGUAUCUCAUUAGUGCUACUCCUUUGGACGGGACAAAAUGGCAACGAAAGUACGGAGAAUUCAGCAUACGACCUUAGAGCGCCGGAGAAAAAAUUGUUAGAUCGAAAAAGGCGAAGAAACUGUGAAAAAUAAGGAAACUAAAGACAGAAGGAACUCACUUUCAAUCAGUUAGGAACGAUGUGUCAUCAAAUAUUUUCUAUCUUUUCUCUCAUCAGGGCUUUAAACCGCUGUGAACAAAGUUCAAGCUACUUUUACUGCUUUGUCUAUAAUUGCCUAAAUUCGUUACUUACUAGAGUUCUAUUUUGACGCCAAAUCUUCGGCCACAUUUUGUAGUUUCUUUUCAAUGUGUGAUAUUGUAUUAGUUUAUUUGUUAGAUUUGAUAACUUAUCGUGGAAAUUUAUUUGCAUUAAAUGCUUUUUAACUGGAGUAUUGGUAUUUUAACAAAUAAUCACAA
This is a messenger RNA of Symsagittifera roscoffensis, 6753 nucleotides long. Its product is annotated as receptor-type tyrosine-protein phosphatase beta-like. Gene Ontology annotation, molecular function: chitin binding; protein binding. Lineage: Eukaryota; Metazoa; Xenacoelomorpha; Acoela; Convolutidae. The coding region runs from base 239 to 6376 and encodes 2045 amino acids. Gene Ontology annotation, cellular component: extracellular region. The record is from RefSeq and is a predicted model, not a curated record. The transcript has 7 exons.